Trifolium pratense (red clover) is the source of this 588-nucleotide messenger RNA. RefSeq lists its product as uncharacterized. Bases 88 to 468 code for a protein of 126 amino acids. The record is from RefSeq and is a predicted model, not a curated record. Gene Ontology annotation, biological process: photosynthesis. The transcript has a single exon. Gene Ontology annotation, cellular component: membrane; photosystem II. NCBI's taxonomy places the organism in Eukaryota, Viridiplantae, Streptophyta, Magnoliopsida, Fabales, Fabaceae.
GUUAUAUCCAACCCUUCGUCACCAACAAUUAUUUCAAAUUUCAAACAAAACCAAACCAAAAGCAAAAAACCAAACCAUUAAUUAAUAAUGGCUUCAGCUUCUGUUUCAAUGUCUUUACCACUAACUCAAGCCACACACAAAAACCUCAAAAAUCCUUCUUCCAACACACCCUUUUUGAAACCAUUACCCUUUCCACAAGCAAAGAAGACACUAAUCAACAAUUCAUCAUCAAAAUCCAAUCUUGUUGGAAUUCAAGCAUCAUUGAAAGACAAAACAGUUAAGGGUCUAACAGCUUUUGCAUUAACUGCUUCUAUGGUUUUACCAGAAGCUGCUCAUGCAGCUGGAAAUGACUUUUCACCUUCUCUUAAAAACUUUUUGCUUAGUAUUGCUGCUGGUGGUGUUGUUCUUACAGCUAUCUUAGGUGCUGUUAUUGGUGUUUCCAACUUUGAUCCUGUUAAGAGAACUUAAGACUAUGUUUGGUUCAAUCUCAAAUUUCUACAUUUUAUGUUAGUCAUGUUUUUUUCUCACCUUUUUGUCCCAUGUAAUUUGUAUGCAAUUGUUUCUAAUACAUGAAGGAUUAUACCAUAA